AUAACAAAAUUAAAUGAUAAAACUUUUGAAUUCGUUUUCUACAAUAGAUGCUGUUUAGCCAUUCACAUAUAACAUUAUUAAGCAGCUAAACAACUUGCAUGGAUGGCAGUUUAUCCUUCUAGUCAUUCUUGAUAAGUUUUUCAUUUUUCACUCAAAUUUUUUUAAUAGCUUAACUAAAUUAAUGCUUUGUUUUAGAUGUUUUUUUAGACGUGCAAAGAUAUCAACUUUAUUAAACGAUUAUGUGCAAUUUCCGAAAAUUUUAGCUUUAUAUAAAAGUUUAAAAUUUUUUAAAUUUCUCUUCAAAAGAUUUUUGUUGUCAUAAAUGUGGAUGUGAGAGGCUGUGUAUGACAGCAUGCAACCUUAAUCAAACUUUUAACCUGACAAAGUGUCUCAUAACUUGUAAAAAUUAUAAUUUGUGUGAACUUGGUUGUUUGUUCUACAGUCAUAUUAAAGAAAAUGACACAGGAAAAUUCAUGCUUAAUGAACAAAACCAGUUUGAUAUCAAUUCUAUGCUUGAAAUAAUUCCAAUGAAAAAUAUAAGCUCAAAUGUUGCAUUUCAGUGGACAAAUAUUUUUUCAAAAAUUGCUUUCAUAAAAAGUAUCUACUUGAUAACUAUUACUUUAGUAAAUGGGGGAAACUCAUUGGAAGUUGUGAUAGGUUUAACCAUUGAAAAUAUUCUUAAUAUAAGAGAGCAGCUUGUUUGCAGUAAUAAGAAUGGAUUUGGAAAUUUUGAAAUUGAGUUUCGAAUAAAUAUUUAUCCGAUAAAUUUUAAUGGAUACAAUGAAUUAUUGAAGAUGUCUUCUAACUUUACAAAAUGUGCAAAUGACUCAAGUUAUGAUUCAACUUGUAUUUAUCUUAAUGUUACUCAUUCUCAAAACAGCAGCAUACAACCAGUUGUUCUUCCUACAGGUUAUAUUAGCAAUAAAGCCGAGUUUACUUUGGAUAAAGGUUUAUUGCUUGGAACACUCUUUGUUUUAAAAAAAGUGUAUACUGUGUCUUUUAAAGUUAAACCCACAAAAUACAGCAAAUGUUUAAAAAGUGUUCUUCAUUUGACAUUGGGUCAAGAUUUUAUUUAUCACGGUGAUAGAACUCCUGGUGUUUGGUUUCAUGAAGAUGGUUCUGGAAAACUUGUUAUUUUCAAUGCAGUGAAUGCCAAUGCCAACUAUCUUGUCGAAACAGCUCCUCUUGCUUUAGAUAAAUGGUCUUCUGUUAAAAUUUCUCAAAUUAUGCUUGGUAAUAAAUAUUGGUAUUCUGUUGACUUAAAUGGAGUCAAUAUUCAUCGAACUGAAAAUUCCAAUGCUAGAGAUUUUCAAAAUGUAAAAGUGUAUGCCUCUGAUCCUUGGUAUGAUGCUCAAGAUGGUUCUAUGACUGACCUUUUAAUUAUUAAUGGAACACCAGAGUUUCUUGUUGGUAAUACCCCUACUCCAUUGUUGAAAGGAAAAUUAAUUGCUGAAAUACCAAAGCUUGAUAAGGAUUAUUUAGUUUCACUUGACUUUUUUCCAAAUAAAAUUAUUCAAGGUUCGCAUGGUAUUAUUUAUUUUUCUUAUGGUUCUAACUAUGGAGUUCUUGGCAUCUUGUGUUGUGAUUAUGGAAAACUUCUAGUUAUGACGCCACUUUAUGGUUACUUUGAUGUAUUCAUUUCAAACUAUUAUCCCUUUACUACCACAAAUCAAAUAAAAGUAUUUCAGUGGUUGAACAUUGAAAUAGCUCAAAAUUUAAUUGGCACAAAUUAUGUAUACACAAUCAAAAUAAAUGGAGAAACAGUUUUUACUAAAGUUAACAAAAAAGCUCAAAGUUUUGAUAAUGUUAAAGUAUAUGCUUCUGAUUUUCUUGAAUUCUUUGACACUCAAGAUGGUUCUGUGAAAGACUUUUUUAUCAUCAACGGCAUAUCAAACAGCAGCAUGCAGCCUAUUGUUGUUCUUCCUAAAGAUUUUAUCAUCUAUAAAGAAGAGAUUAAUCUAACUCAAGGUUCAUUGCUUGGAACUCUUAAUGUUUUAAAAAAGGUGUACACUGUUUCUUUUAAUGUAAAACCAUUAAAUUACUCUAUAGGUAUAAAAAAUGUACUUCAGUUAACUUUAGCUAAUGAUUUUGGAGAUUACGGUGAUAAAAAUCUAGAUGUUUACUUUCAUAAAGAUGGUUCAGGAAAGCUUGUUAUAGUUGCUGCAGUAAAUAGUAGUACUAACUAUUACAUUGAAACAUCACGUCUUCCACUGAGUCAGUGGUCCUCCAUUAAAAUUUAUCAAAGUUUACUUGACAAUAAGUAUUGGUUUUCUGUGGAUUUAAACAAUGUUAAUAUUUAUAAAGUAGAAAACUUAGAUGCAAGAGAUUACAAGAACAUAAAAGUGUAUGCCUCAGAUUCUCGGCAUGAUACUCAAAAUGGUUCUAUCUCUGAACUUUUGAUCAUCAAUGGGAAUGCAGAGUACAUAAUUGGAAAUAUUCUUACCCCGUUAGUACAAGGACAGCUAAUUACUGAAAUACCAAAAUUUGAUAAAGAGUAUUUAAUUUCAUUUGACAUCAAUCCUAAUAAAUUUGUUAGUGGUUGGCAUAAUGUUGUUUCUUUUAUUAUUGGUUCUGAAAAUAAAUAUAAAGGAUAUAAAAUACCUUGCAUUUUGUUUCAUAAAGAUGGUGAUGGAAAACUUCAAGUUGUAUCUCCAGUUAAUGGCAUACGUGAUUACUAUUAUAAUAGCAAACCAAUGAGUUUACAAAUUUGGUCGAACAUUGUUAUAAGUCAAAUUUUGAAAAAUGAUGUUUAUGUGUACUCAAUCACAAUUAAUGGACAAGUUGUUUCUACCGUUAUUAAUAAUGAAGCUGAAACUUUUGAUAAGGUUAAGGUGUAUGCUUCUGACCCAGAAUUUGAAGUUCAAAAUGGUUCUAUAAAAAAUUUGUUUAUUGUUAAUGGGAUAUCAAAUAGUGAAAUGCAACUUGUUUUACUUCCUACAGAUUACAUCUACAACAGAGAAGAGUUUAUUCCUACCCCAGGCUUAUUUCUUGGUACACUCAAUGUUAUGAUGAAGGUGUACACUGUAUCUUUUAGGAUUAAACCAAAAAAAUACACAAAAGUCUUAAACAAUAUUCUUCAUUUAACUUUGGGAAAAAAUUUUGGAUCUUAUGGCGAUAGAAACCCAGGUGUUUGGUUUCAUGAGGAUGGCUCUGGAAAGCUUGUUAUUUUUGCUGCAGUGAGUGGUAAUGCUUCAUACUACAUUGAAACUCCUCCUCUUAGUUUGGGCCAAUGGUCUACUGUUAAAAUUUAUCAAAGUAUGCUAGGUGAAAAGUAUUGGUUUUCUAUUGAUUUAAAUGGAGUUAAUAUUCAUAGAGCAGAAAAUCAUGAUGCCAGAGAUUUCAAUAAUAUAAAAAUUUAUGCAUCAGAUGUUUGGUAUAAUGCUCAAGAUUGUUCAAUAAUUGACUUACUGAUUGUAAACGGAAAAGCUGACUACCUUGUUGAAAAUAUCCCAACUUCGUUAGUUAAUGGAAAAAUAAUUGCGCUGAUACCAAAACUUGAUAAAGAGUAUAUGAUUUCAAUUGAUAUUUAUCCUUAUAAGUUUUCUUUUUCAUGGCAAGAUGUGAUGAGUUUUGUUGUUGGAACUGAUGAUAUUAAUAGUCAAAAUUGGUAUAAAACUCAUUUUAUUUAUUUUCAUCAAGAUGGAGAUGGAAAACUUCAUAUUAAAAUUCCAUCUAAAAGCAAACCUUAUAGAGUUUAUAAUACAAAACCUAUUGCACUAAAUCUAUGGUCAAACAUAGCAAUACUUCAAACACUUAAAGACUCAAAAUAUACAUUCACAAUUAAAUUGAAUGACAAAGUUGUUUUAGUUGAUGUUAACAGUUAUUUUGAAAACUUUGGAAAUGUCAGUAUAUAUGCAUCAGAUCCAACAAUGGAUAAUGCAGAUUGUUUGAUAAAAAAUUUUUUUGUUAUCAAUUAUAGUGACAUGCAACCUGUUGUUCUUCUUCCGACAGGUUAUAUCAAUUAUAAAAAAGAGUUUACUUUGACUCGAGGUUCAUUGCUUGGAACUCUAAAUGUUUUGAUGAAAGUAUACACUGUUUUUUUCAAAAUAAAUCCAUUAAAUUAUACUAAAGGGUUAAAAAGUGUUCUUCAUUUGACAUUGGAUAACGGUUUUGAAUCUUAUGGUGAUAGAAAUCCAGGUGUUUGGUUUCAUGAAGAUGGUUCUGGAAAGCUUGUUAUUUUUGCUGCAGUGAGUGGUAACGCUUCAUACUACAUUGAAACUCCUCCUCUUAGUUUGGGCCAAUGGUCUUCUGUUAAAAUUUAUCAAAGUAUGCAAGAUGGAAAGUAUUGGUUUUCUGUUGAUUUAAAUGGAGUUAAUAUUCAUAGAGUGGAAAAUUUUGAUGCUAAAUAUUUUAAUAACAUAAUAGUUUAUGCUUCAAAUCCUUGGUGUAAUGCUCAAAAUGGUUCCAUUGCAAAUCUUUUGGUCAUUAACGGAAACAUUGAGAACCUUAUUGAUGAUGUUCCUACUUCAUUUGUGAAAGGAAAAAUUGUUGCUGAGAUACCAAAGCUUGAAAAAGAGUUUUUGGUUUCAUUUGAUGUUAAUCCUUAUAGGUUUCUUCCUGACUGGCAUAAUGUAAUUCAUUUUACAACUGGUUAUAAUUAUGGUCAUUUUGGUGAUCGAGUUCCUUCGAUUUCAUUUCAUGAAAAUGGUGCUGGAAUUCUAGAAAUUGUAUCAUCCAUUAAUGGUUACUAUAAUUGGAAAGUUAACACAAAUCCAAUUGAAAAAAACCAGUGGUCGAACAUAGAAAUUAGUCAAAUUUUAGAAAGGUCUCUUUAUAUAUAUAAAAUUAGAAUAAAUGGAGUAGUUUAUUAUUCUGUUACAAAUAACCAAUCUCAAUCUUUUGAUAAUGUCAAAGUGUAUGUUUCAAAUCCAUGGUAUGAUGCUCAAGAUGGAUCAAUAAAAAAUUUGUUUGUCAUAAAUGGCAUUAUAUAUAGCAGCUUGAAACCUAUUGUUAUUCUUCCUGCAGAUUAUAUAAAUGAGAGAAAAGAAUUUACUUUGACUCAAGGUUCAUUACUUGGAACGCUUUAUGUUUUGCUAAAAGUGUACACAGUUUCUUUCAAUGUGAAACCCAUGAAUUUUACUGUAGGCUUGAAUAGUGUUGUUCAUUUAACUUUGGGAAAUGAUUUUGGAGCUUAUGGUGAUAGAAAUCCAGGUGUUUGGUUUCAUAAAGAUGGCUCUGGGAGUCUUGUGAUUUGUGUAGCAAUAAAUGGUAAUGCCUCAUACUGUAUUAAAACAACUCCUCUAACAUUGGGUAAAUGGUCUUCUGUUAAAAUUUACCAAAGUAUGCAAGGUGGAAAGUAUUGGUUUUCUGUUGAUUUAAAUGGAAUUAAUAUUCAUAAAGUUGAAAAUUCUGAUUCUAGAGAUUUCUACAAUAUGAAAGUGUAUGCUUCAGAUCCAUGGUACAAUGCUCAAAAUGCUUCCAUAAGUGAACUUUUAAUUAUUAAUGGAAAAAUUGAGUACCUUGUUGAUAAUAUUCCAACCUUGUUAAUGAAAGCAAAAAAAAUUGCUGAGAUACCAAAACUAGAGAAAGAAUUCUUGAUUUCAUUUGAUGUUAUUCCUUAUAAAUUUGAUCUUGGUUUGCAUAAUGUUAUUCAUUUUACUAUUGAUUCAGAUAAUGGUCGUUAUGGAGAUAGAGUGCCUUGCAUUUCAUUUCAUGAAAAUGGGUAUCUUCAAAUUGCUGCUUCAAUUAAUGGUUACAAUAGUUGGUAUUUUAAUAUAGAUCCUAUUGAAUUAAAUCAGUGGACAAACAUUGAAGUGACUCAAGUUUUAAAAGACACAUUUUACAAGUAUACAAUCAAAAUAAACGGUGUUGUUUAUUCUGUUUUUAACAAUCAAUCUCAAAGUUUUGAUAAUGUAAAGGUAUAUGCUUCUGAUCCAUGGUCCGAAGCUCAAAAUGGUUCAAUAAAAAACUUUUUUAUUAUAAAUGGCAUCUCAAAUACCAGUCUUCUACCUAUUGUUAAUUUUUCUGCAGUAUUACCACUUGCACAAGGUGCUGGAAACAGUUUAUCAUCUGCAAAAGGUUCAGUAAAUAACAAACUUUACAUUACCGUUCUUGCAAUAUCAGUUCCUGUUUUAUUUAUUGUAACAAUAUUUGUUAUUGUUGUCCUGUUGAAAGUUCACAGAAAAAAAGUCAAGUCUCUUCAAUCAAUAUGGAGACCCGAAAUUUAUAAAAUUGAAAACUGCAUUGGUUUUGAUGUAUUACCCAAGGAUGACUGGGAGAUUUUUCCAGAAAAUAUCACCUUAGAUAAGAAAAUUGGUGAAGGAGCUUUUGGUACUGUUUUCAAUGCUAAAAUUAGUGCAAAAGUUCUUGCUAAAACAAAAAACUGUAACCAAAUAUUACCAUUGUUUGAUAACAAAGAAGAUUCAACUUUUUAUGUUGCUGUUAAACUUUUAAAAGAUGGUGCUAACCAAUCAGAAUCUGAUGAUUUUUAUGAAGAAAUUAGUCUAAUGAAAGGAAUUGGAUAUCAUAAGAAUAUUGUAAAUAUUAUUGGUUGUUCCACAAUAAAGAAACCUUUGUGUUUAAUUGUUGAGUUUAUGGAGAAUGGAGAUUUAUUGCAGUUUUUGAGAAGUCGACGCAACAAAUUUUAUGCAUCAAAAAUGGAUGGUGUUCCAAGUGUCAGCUUUAUGUACACUGAGAGCUACCAACAGACUCUUGAGACAACAAUACAUGAGGAUGGUGCCUCUGAAAGUAUGUCAUAUGAGACUCCCCUAGAUAAAAAUGGGCUAAUAACUCCACAUGAUUUAAUUAGUUUUGCAUGGCAAGUUGCAUCUGGAAUGGAAUAUCUUAUAUGUAACAAACUAGUGCAUCGAGACCUUGCUGCAAGAAACAUAUUGGUAGGUGCUGAAAAAAAUGUAAAAAUAUCAGACUUUGGUCUGACACGAAAAGUCAAUGAUGAAUUAAAUUACAUGAGCAGCAAAAAUCGUCGGUUACCAGUGAAGUGGAUGUCCGUUGAAGCCAUAUUUGAUCAAGUAUUUACAUCAUGUAGCGAUGUGUGGGCAUAUGGCGUUGUUUUAUUUGAAAUCGUCACGCUAGGAGGGACACCUUAUCCAAGUAUAAGUAACCGUGAACUUCUCACUCUUUUGAAAUCUGGUUACAGAAUGAGUCGACCAGAAAAUUGUUCUGAACCGAUGUACGAUAUCAUGUUGCAAUGUUGGAAUGAAGAUCCAUUACAGAGACCUACUUUUACAGAUUUACGUGAGCGUUUCGAUAAAAUUAUGUCUCAGGGAGACAGUUAUUUUAACUUUGAUAUUGACGAUAAAAAUGUUUACUAUAAAGCUGCAUCGUUUAACAGUCUUCCUGCUGAAUCAAAUGAUGGUGAACUUGAAGAAAAUAUCUUCCAAAAACCUUUGAACAUAAAAUCAAUUGGAGAAGUUGAAAAAAUUAACGAUGAACCUAUUUCUUUAUUAAACGAAAGAUACACAAAUCAGUUGAACGUAAAAUCAACUGAAGAAGUUGAAAAAAUUGAUGAUGAACCUAAUUCUUUAUUAAACAAAAGAUACACAAUAUCAAGAGAAUUAUGCAAUUAAUUUUGGUUAACCAUUUGUAUAAUAAUUCUUUAUACAAUAUAUAUGUGUAUAAUAUA
Hydra vulgaris (swiftwater hydra) is the source of this 7582-nucleotide messenger RNA. The record is from RefSeq and is a predicted model, not a curated record. Lineage: Eukaryota; Metazoa; Cnidaria; Hydrozoa; Anthoathecata; Hydridae.